AUGUCCGCAUCUUUUUCAAAUGACUUCGAGGAGCUCUCGCUCAAUCAGCAUCAAGCUACCCGAAGAACAACUAGAGAUUGGAGUCUUCCUCCUGAUUUCCUCUCACUUCUCGCCACUCCUCCAAGCAGCCUCAUCAACACUCUCAUUCCCCUUCACCCUCCUGCUUCACCAUCUGCUCCUAAGGCAUCACCCUCCCCUACUGCUCCCUUCAUCUCUGCACUCAAGAAAGCUCCCGACACUGUCACAGAAAAAGGUGCAGAGGCUCAUGCUUCUACCAACUCCCCAUUGGUAGACUUAUUUUCCGACUUCACUCCCGGUAUAGGAGCUGAAAAGCUGUGUGAGCUUUUGGAGAAAGCGUGGAAAGAGGAUUCUUUGGCCACUUUGAAAAUUGUAUAUCAAGCUCGAUCAAUCCAUCAAGGGAAAGGAUGGAAAGAUGGGUUUUAUCGAGCUGCCUCCUGGAUCUGGGAAAAACAUCCUCGUACCCUUCUCGAGAACCUUCAUCUGAUCGUUGACCCCACGUGCGAAAGACCAAGAGAUGCUGUGCGUGACGCCAAGCAGCAAAAGCAGCGAGAAUCUGCAUCUGCUGCAGCCAAUAAUGGUGUCCUUGACCUCGACGAUGAAGGGAAUAUCGAUGUUGGACAAGGUCCGGAAGACCAGUAUCCCCCUCGACCUCAUGGUAGCUUCAAGGAUCUCACCGACCUCCUUAUCCUCCAUCUGAGUGGUCAACUCGCCACCUCUUACAAGGGCAAGUUUACUGCUCUUGAUGAGAGUCUAGCCCCGUCUUGGCAGGCCGCUACCUUUAAAGCUUCCAGAGUGGCUCUGAGGAAAGACCCGAAUUCCAAGCGAGUUCGUUCUGGUUUCAAAGCCGUGCUUAAGUCGGUCAAAAAGAAGGAAAAGGAAGGAGGUGUUGAGACGUUCGACUUGAAAGUCUGGAGAGCCCCCAAUCUCAAAGCCAAACAUAAUCUGCUUCAUGGGCGAUCUGAGCAAGCCUUGUGUAACGACAAGAAGUAUCAAGCUCUUUACAUCACGAUUCUCCACCUCUUCGUCAAAAAUCUUGAGGACGAUCUUCGUCUUUUGGCCAAACACCAAGACUUCCUCAAACUCUCCCCUGCGUCAAGAGGUCCUUUCAAAGGCCAGACCUCCCCUCACCUUUUUGGCAUAUCCUAUGCCGCCAAAUGGGUCCCGUCGCCAGCGAAAAGCGGCGACAAGAUCACCCACUUCUCUACAGCCUUGGCACAUAUGCUUUAUCCAGGCGAUGGAGUCCAAUGGUCGAGAGAGAAGCUACAAAAGCUUGUGCUUACUCCUCUCAGAAAAGCGUUAGCCAUUCCCGAAGUGGAGAUGUCAAAUAGAUCUUGGAAGAUUGAUUACACCAAGGUACCUUCUAAGUCGAUGGCACGAAAUUCUACAGCUUUUGCCGAACAUGACCAAGAGGGUUUCGAGAGGUACUUGACUCGGGUGUCUAACGGACGCGCUACAAUCUCUGGUGCUGCUUUGAUGCCCCACGAAAUACUCUUCGAAGCUACCCAAGGCAAAACAGUCAUCCAUAAACGCCUCGCCGAUCUGCAAUGGAAGACCUUGGUACAAUCAAUCAGAAACAGUUCAUCUAACCGCCUGUCCAACUGCAUCGCCAUAGCAGACGUUUCCGGGUCGAUGGGUUCGUUCUCUUUCAUCAACAAGAAGGAUCCUGCUCCAAUCCUUCCCUGUAUAGCCUUGACCCUUCUCAUGGGUGACCUCGCUGUCGCCCCUUGGAACGGUGCAUUCUUCACAUUCUCCGCCGACCCCAAAUUUGAGACCAUUGAAGUAUCUCUUCCUCUGUCUGAACGAGCAAACUCGCUCUCGAGGGCUCAUUGGGAGAUGUCAACGAAUUUCUACAAGGUUUUCGAUCUUAUCUUAAAUACAGCCAAAGCCCAAAAGCUCAAGCCCAAUGAUAUGGUCAAGAAGGUCUUCGUGUUCUCCGACAUGCAAUUCGACGCUGCCGCUGACAGGAAGAUCUGUGAGACCGAACACACGGUCAUCCAACGCAAAUUCGAAGACGCCGGGUAUCAGAUGCCUCACCUUGUCUAUUGGAAUUUGGCUUCAAGAGAAGACGGCGCUCCUAAACCCGCUCAAGCAGACAUCGAGGGAGUAUCUCUUGUGUCCGGCUUUUCUGGCACACUGAUGAAGUACUACCUAGGUCAAGCUGAUGACAUAGACGAGGGAAUGGUCGAGUCGGAAAUCGAUGAGGUUGAAGAACCUGACGAGAAUGAUAUGAUCUUAGUCGAGGAACGCUGUAAAAGCAAAAGUACACCAGCUGGGACCAAGACAGAGAGGAAGGAAGACAAUGCUCUACAAACUGUGAUGAAGGUGAUUAGCCAUGAAUCUUUCAGUAAAUUAAAGGUCAUUGAUUAG
Kwoniella shivajii is the source of this 2388-nucleotide messenger RNA. RefSeq lists its product as uncharacterized. Bases 1 to 2388 code for a protein of 795 amino acids. The transcript has 8 exons. Lineage: Eukaryota; Fungi; Basidiomycota; Tremellomycetes; Tremellales; Cryptococcaceae. The record is from RefSeq and is a predicted model, not a curated record.